Lotus japonicus is the source of this 2441-nucleotide messenger RNA. RefSeq names its product F-box/kelch-repeat protein At3g06240-like. Lineage: Eukaryota; Viridiplantae; Streptophyta; Magnoliopsida; Fabales; Fabaceae. Bases 1121 to 2275 code for a protein of 384 amino acids. The transcript is spliced from 5 exons. The record is from RefSeq and is a predicted model, not a curated record. Gene Ontology annotation, molecular function: protein binding.
UGUUUCUUGGGGCCUAGCCCCGCUCAUCUACCAAAAAAAAAAAAAAAACUCAUAUUCCCUUCUUUCUCCCUAAUUCCUUCGACCACUUCUUCCUUUCUUUUUCCAGCUGCAGCGAUUCUCACUUCCCCACACUCUUCUUCAUCUUUCUUUCUUUCUUCACCCAAAACAACCUCAAAUACCACCUUUAAACUACAAUUAUUGGAAGAAAAAUUUGUUCUUUCAAGAAGCUCUUGGAUAAUUUUUGGGUGCUAGGAUUUAUGCUCUAAAAGAGGAGAAGAGUACUCAUCUAAUAAAGAGUAUUCAGUUGAGGCAGCUGAGCAGGAGGCUGCUUCAGUUACAGAUUGUACAAUUACUUCUUUUUGGUAUGACAGAUGGAAGAUGAUUAUAGUAUCCUAGUAAGGCCCCCUCUAUUUAUUCAAUGACACCUCAGUGUCAGCAAUAAAUAGAUCAUACAAUGGAAGCUCAAGCAAAAUAAAAAGACAACUCAGUGCAUCAAAGCUCCAGCUAUUGGCGAAGUCUGGGAAGGGACCGACCACUUGGUCUAUUGUAUGCCUUAUCCUGUUUUUCACACAAGAGGCUGGACUUAAAUUUGUGACCUCAGUCACAUGGCAAGCUCAAGCACAAUGAGGACUAACAUUUCAAAGUAAAUCAAUAAUCAAGGGAUGACAGGAUCACCAGCCUAGUCUUUUAACAUUUAUUACCCCCAUUGCAUUCUGCUUCUCUAGACUUCAGCCAAGACAGUGAGAUUCAAGCAAAAGUUGCAAUUUCUGUGCCUCCACCUCAUUGGCAGGUCUCGUGACAACAAUCUGCUGAAGCUUGAAGUUUCUGACCUCAAAUCUACACAUUGGUUAUGUGAUAGUUAGGGUCUAGGGGUGCAAACUGGUCAGAUCAAUCUAAUCAACCUGUCCUACUCAAAUCGGUCCAAAGCCAAAAAAAAUAAAUCAGAUUGGACUCAUGGAUUGGAUGCUGAAAGGGGAUAUUCGAUCCAUAUUGAAAAAUUAGAAGAGUGCAAAAGAAGGAAGAGUACAAGAGAAGGAAGAGGCAACGUUUCUUUCUCCUAUCUUUAUAUAAAACUAUAACAUUUCAGCCUUGAUGCUACAAAGUGAUCAAGUGCACCAAAAUGAAGAGAAACAGUAGCAGCAGAGGACUAGUAAACAUGAAGAAAAAGACCCUCAAUCUGCCUGAAGAAUUGAUAAUUCAGAUCCUGUUGAGGCUGCCAGUAAAGUCCCUUGUGCGCUUCAAGUGCGUGUGUAAGUCAUGGCUUUCACUAAUCUCUGAUCCCCACUUUGCAGAAUCAAAUUUUAAACUUGCUGCCACCACACCCACCCACAGGCUCUUGUUCAUAGCAAAUUCUGCUCCGGAAACUCGAUCUAUAGACUUAGAUCAUGAUGCAAUGUCUCUUAAUUCUUCUGCUUCCAGUACGGCAAAACUUAAUUUUCUGCAGCUUCCUCCAUCAUCUUAUUUUAGUCUUAGCAUUGUUGGUUCGUGUAGAGGGUUUCUGCUUCUGAAUUGUAACACAAAUCUAUUUCUUUGGAAUCCAUCCACCGGUGUUCACAAUCAAAUACUUUGUUCACCUAUUGCAUCCAAUGUGAAUGCCUUCCUAUAUGGUUUUGGGUAUGACCCGUCACAAGAUGACUAUUUGGUUGCUCUAGCAUCAUAUGAAAGAAAUACAACUGAUUUUUUGACCCAUUUGGAGUUUUUCUCAUUGAGAGCUAAUACAUGGAAAGAAAUUGAGGAUACUCAUUUGCCUUAUAUGAAUGCUGGUUUUUAUUGGAACGGUGGUGGUGGUGAUCCUAAAGUAGGGUCGCUCUUGAAUAAUUCUAUUCAUUGGGUGGCUUUUCAUCAUGAUACAUUGGUGGAUCUUAUUGUUGCAUUUGAUUUAAUUGAAAAGAGAGUUUCUGAGAUACCUCUGCCAGAUGAUUUUGAGCAUGAACCAAUAGAUUAUGAUUUGUGGGUAUUUGGAGGGCUUCUAAGUUUGUGUGUUCAUCAGGAAGACGAUGAUACAAUUAAUAUAUGGGUGAUGGAGAGGUACAAAGUUCAGUCAUCUUGGGUUAUUACUCUUGUUGUAUCUUUUAGUGAAAUUCCCACUCAAUACUUUUCCCCAAUAUGCUCUACAAAAAAUGGUGACAUUGUUGGAACAGAUGGUGAUAAAGGACUGGUGAAGUAUAAUGACAAAGGACAGCUACUAGAGCAUCACUCUUAUGAUGAAUAUCCUUAUGUUUCCCUAGUCAUGUAUACAGAGUCUCUGCUUUCACUCCCUGUUGUUGGUGAUUAAGAACUAGCACUAGCAAGCUGAAAAUGUGUGACAAGAACAAACAAGAAGAAUGCGGUUGUGUAAUAUCAUGUAUGCCUCUUUAGAAUGAGGUUUCUCUUUUUAUUUGCAUUAUUGUGAUAUACAAUAUUGAUGAAAUUUAAGUUUUCUUAACUUUUUUUUAAAAUAA